This is a messenger RNA of Metarhizium album ARSEF 1941, 789 nucleotides long. RefSeq names its product dihydrofolate reductase. NCBI's taxonomy places the organism in Eukaryota, Fungi, Ascomycota, Sordariomycetes, Hypocreales, Clavicipitaceae. The transcript has 2 exons. Bases 1 to 789 code for a protein of 262 amino acids. Gene Ontology annotation, cellular component: cytoplasm; nucleus. The record is from RefSeq and is a predicted model, not a curated record.
AUGACGGCCUCGACCGAGUCGUCCAACGCCAACGCCAACGGCGGCAAGGCAGACGUCAAGAUCCUCAUGCUUCACGGCUACACCCAGUCGGGGCCUCAGUUCCGCGCCAAAACCCGCGCCCUGGAGAAGCUCCUCGCCAAGGCGCUGUCCCCCGUCUCCCUGCGCCCCGUGCUCAUCUAUCCCACCGGUCCCUGCCGCCUCCUGCCGCAGGACAUGCCGUCCUACGAGCCGCCGUCGGACCCGGCAGCCGAGGCGGACGCCUACCAGCCGGACGCGUGGGCGUGGUGGCGCAAGGACGACGCGUCAGGCGAAUACGUCCACCUGGACGAGGGCAUGGAGGCCGUCGCCCAGGCCAUCCGCCAAGCAGGCGGCAUAGACGGCGUCUGCGGGUUCAGCCAGGGCGGUGCGGCGGCGGGCAUCGUCGCCGCGGCGCUCGGGGGAGCCGUACCCGCGGGACCGGCGGGCGACUGGGUACGGGAGCUGAGGGAGGCCAACGGCGGCAGGGCCGCGAGGUUCGCCGUGUCCUAUUCUGGCUUCUGGGCGACGCCCGAGUCGUUGCGGUUCUUGUAUAAGCCCAGGAUACGCACGCCGUCGCUGCACUAUCUCGGCGGCCUGGAUACGGUCGUCGACGAGAGCAGGAGCCGGGCCUUGGUCGAGAGGUGCGAGGGCGCGACGACGCUGGUCCAUCCCGGUGGCCAUCAUGUGCCCGUGUCCAGGGAGUGGGUGAUGCCUCUGGCCGCGUUUAUCAAGCAGCAUGUUUGCGAUGCAGCGCCCAAGGCUGAGCUGUGA